CUAUUGUUUCGUCAGUGCUAUUUAGUACUAUAGUGCUAUAUAGUUAUGUAGUUCUGUUUGAUUGAGAUAGUGUUUGAAGUCUACAAGCUAAAACAGGAAUACAUUAGUCACUCGCCAACCAAUAGGACUUAAAAGAAAUUUGUCGGUUCGUGAUCAGUGACUUUGUGCCUGAGUUGCCAAAUGCUCAUAACGGUAUCGUUCAUCGUUCUUAGUUCAUAGUCCUUUACUGCAACCUCAGUUGUUAUCAAUAAUGUCUCGAGUUCAUCGUGAGGUUGUGGUCAUCGGUGCUGGAUGGUCUGGCUUGUUAGCCUGUAAAUACAUGUUAGAAGAGAAGCUAUCUGUGGUAGUACUAGAGAAACGGCCUGAGAUAGGCGGCGUCUGGAAUUACUCCGACGAUCCCAGCAUCCUAACGGUAAUGAAAAGAACCCAGUGUACGUCUUCGUCAUCUGUUACGGAGAUUUCUGAUUUCCCAAUGCCAGAUGAAAUGGGAGAGUUCCCUCGACAUGCUCAGAUCUACAAGUAUCUUAAUGAUUUCUGCGAUGCCUUUGCUCUACACCCUCACAUUGUCCUCAGCUGUGGAGUGGUACAAGCUGACAAGAUUGGUGACAAUUGGGAGGUACUUGGUGAAGAUGGUAACAUUUACAUCGGUAGCAAACUUGUGGUGUGUGCUGGUGUUCAUCAAAAACCGAAUCGUGAGCUAGAGAAUACACUGUUCAGCGAUUACACUGGUGAAGUCAUGCACUCUGGCACUCUUAAGUCCUUUAUUCCUGAACACAUAGGCAAGAGGGUAAUGAUUGUUGGAGGUGGAGAGACGGCGGCGGAUAUUGUCGAAGAAUGGUACGAGGGAGGAGCUGGGCAGAUUAUCUGGAGCAUUCCACGUGGACAGCAUUUUUUCAGGAAGUAUUCAAAGAUUCUGCCGAACCGAAAACCACAAACCUUGGAUAAAGCUUCUUCAAGGGCAAUUAAGACCAUUGCACCCUACACCAAGGGAAAACCAGGUCUAGCGUGGGUGUGUCAUUGGACUACUGCUGGCUCGUUGCUCGCGUACCAGGGUCAUGGAAUACCCGAGUGGAAAAACGAAGCGGAGUUUUUUCAUUUCUUUAUCAACAAGAACGGACACGUUUUGGAUUUGGUCGAUUACAAACAUGUCGUGCCUAAAGGAGCGAUCGAUGGCGCAGAGGGCAAGAAGAUCUAUUUAAGUGACGGUACGCAAGCCGAGGUUGACGUUAUAAUACAAUGUACUGGUUAUCGCACAGAGUUCCCCUUCUUGCCGCCAAAAUACCAAGUUCCUCUCAUUAACAAUUAUAAAUUCAUUUUCAACGUGGAAGACCCUUCUUUAGCAUUUAUUGGCUACGUCCGUCCGAUUGUCGGAUCCAUCCCUAUCCUCUCCGAGGUGCAGUCAUGUCUCACUGCUCGAGUGUUUAGUGGCGUCGUUCAUCUGCCAGACAACGGCGACUUGGUAAACGAAACCAACAAAGAUACGGAGUUCUGGUCCAAUUACUUCAAAGAUUCCUCCAAGCGGCUGUCCACCCUUGUCGAAGCAUUUACAUAUUUAGAUGACAUUUUAGUUAAGAGCGGUAGAUGUGUGAGCUGGGUGGAAUUGUUCAAAGACAGUCCUCGGGAUUGGUUCACAACCAUGCUGUCACCGGGAUGUUCCAGCUACAUGAGGCUAACGACUAAAGGUGAGGAGAGAGAAAAGGCCCUGGCCAACCUCAGACGACGUGGGCAAGGCUGCAUCAGUCCAUUGCAUCUUCUGCUUAUCGCGUUUUGUCGUUUUAUCUGGUUCGACUGGUGGCUUAUACAACUUGGGAAAGUCAAGUACAUGUUUCAAACUAACAAGUUUUGCAAGAAGGUUCAGGAUUAUGCAGUGGUAAGGUUUGCCAACUGGGUGUGGACGGCACCCAAGCGAUGGCUUUUUGAUAACAAGACAAGAGCAUCUUAAUGUCAAUGAAUUCAAAUUAACAAUCAAAUAGAAACAAUUUAUGGGUAGAAAUAUAGGUCGAAGGUUCAUCGAACGAUGUAAUGUCUUAAUAGACCAGUUUCGAAUUCCAAAUUACCGCUGUGUUCCUUGAUUACAGACUCAUUUGCACAGGGUUAGCCUCGCAUCAGUGUUUAAAUAUUCACAAAUACCAACGGUAAAGUAAAGAAUGCACA
Messenger RNA from Actinia tenebrosa (Australian red waratah sea anemone), 2154 nucleotides. RefSeq lists its product as uncharacterized. Lineage: Eukaryota; Metazoa; Cnidaria; Anthozoa; Actiniaria; Actiniidae. The record is from RefSeq and is a predicted model, not a curated record. Gene Ontology annotation, molecular function: N,N-dimethylaniline monooxygenase activity; flavin adenine dinucleotide binding; NADP binding.